CAUUUGUAACAUGCGCCGCGUCCCGGGUCUCCGGUACUCCGUGACCGUUACCAGCGUAAUCAGCGAGAUUCAACGUCGUUGUCGUUGUCGCGAGAUUUCCCGAUUAAGUAGGAAAGCUCGACCGAACGUGAGUCCGAUAAAUCAUAGGAAUCGUGAAAAAAUCCCACUUUUUUGGCGAUACCUCCAUCGAGGCAAUCACUAUCUUUCGUCAUCAUUCUAAUAACGCAAAUAAAUGUUUUCCAUAAUUCACUAAUCGACAGUGGUGUUCUCCGAUUUGUUUGUUUUACGAAUUUAAAAAAUCAAAAACCCUUCAUCAGUUACGUUCGCGAGUCUACGAAAAGGUGAAUGCUAAAAGCCUUCAACCCGUUUUCACGCCAAGCAGAUGCCCUUGAUGUACCGUUCAGAGGUACGAAAAAGAGUGCAUCCCGUCGUAUAAAAAAGCCAAGAAGGAAAAAAUCCAUCGAGCCGAGUAAGCGAAGGGGAUUAAUUGAAACUUCAUUUUUCGAGGAGCAUACGAAUGAAGGCUCAAUAUUUGAGUAACGAGAAAAGUAAUAGUGGAGAAAUCAUCAUUUGUAACGAGAAUAUUAGCAGAAUUCGAAGAUCCGACUCACCCCACACUAUCACCUACUCUGACUGGCAUUUCAGUCAGUGAAAUACGACAACAGGAUAAUAAAAGAUUAAAAGUUCCCGUAUUUCUCGUUGAUGCUAUAAAUUGAGAGGAUUUCGUAGCAGCAGGACAAUCCAAUUUAGAAUUUAUACGUACAUAUAUCCAAUAUACGUAAGAACAGCCAAACGCUAAAUGAACACCGUAGUGAUUGUUUGAACUGCGGAAAAUUAUCGUUCACGUCGUCGAGUACCGUGUUCCGAAGGUUAAACAGAGACACACACACACGCACACACACACACGCAGAAGAGGAUCGAGUGUGCAGACGACUCGAAUAAUUCGCAGAGUAUUUCGUAUCAAUUGUCACAAGCGCAGAGGUUGAAAAUCAACUUUGACAAUUUGGACAAAGUGUAACCGUGUGAAUUCUCAUACAGUUUGAGAAUUGUUCGUGAAGUGUGUUUUAUUUGUACAAGAGUUUAACUUAUUAUUUGAUCAAUCUUAGUCUCCAAUUGGCAUAGUAUUUGUAGUCAUAUAUCAUCAUAUACAUAUAGUUACGUCAAAUAUAUAAAUAUAUAUUUAUAUUGAUACUUUAUACGUAUAUAUACACACACUUGUAUUGGUUUUUGUGUAAAUUCAUGUGCAUCAAAAAAGAGACUUAACAAUAGUGAGUCUCGAAAAAGUUAUUCGGUGUGAUAAGGGAGGAUUGUUCGUGAGGUUGAAGAUCAGUGCAAGGAUUUUCAAGAUCGCUCGCCAACGGAUGGUCUUUAAAAUUUCGGAAAUUUUGACAUUUCCGAAAAAAUCAUUUGAAAAUUUUUGUUUUGCAAUAGCCUGGGCUCUAUUUCCUUUAUCUCGUAUUUCGGAGCUUUACCGGGUGGCGCGGGAGACAGUUAAAACGACGGAGCAUCGUCAAACCCAUUGUUCACUGGACCCCGCUGUUCUCGUAACCGACACCACCACUCACGACGACCACCGACCGACAAGAAAAAGAAGAAAACGAAGAAGUACCCUCGUAACGAAAGCUUCCACUAACGCGCAACAAGUUAAGAGGCUAAAGCCAACGAUUCUCGCUGAGCCGAGGCCGCAAUGUGACAUGGAUAUCCUCGCCGUAGCCUGCGCCAUCGUUGCCGCUGCACUUUAUUACAAUACACUCAACGCCGGUUUCGUUUAUGAUGAUCGAAGAGCAAUCUUGACGAAUCCGGAUCUUUUAGCGAGCUCGCCAUGGUAUCCUUUGCUGUUGGAAAAUGAUUUUUGGGGCACGCCAUUGCGAGAACGAGGCUCGCACGGUAGUUAUCGGCCACUCUGUGUGGCUACCUUUCGUCUGAAUUAUCUUCUCGGUGGUCUUGAUCCACGAGGCUAUCACUUCGUCAACGUAAUUCUUCACGCUGCGUGUACAGGGCUCGUCGUACGAGUCGCUAAGAAGGUACUGCCCGGUCGGAGUUUGGCUCAUGCCAUAGCCGGGCUCUUAUUCGCCGUGCAUCCGAUUCACAGCGAGGCAGUGGCUGGUAUCGUUGGUCGUGCAGAUCUUCUUGCUUGCUUGUUAACUCUGGUCGCUUUUCUCGCGUACGUUGGUCACUGCAACGAAAGGCGGCCACCAUUGCCGCUUUUUCUGGCCCUACUUUCCUCUCUUCUGGCGACCCUUGCGAAAGAGACUGGAAUUUCGUCGCUCGCCCUUUGCCUGCUCUGGGAAUUCUGUCACGGGGAACCAACGAGCCGCAAGGAAAGAGCCAAAAGCUGGCCACGUAAUCGCAGCAUCGGCAUCAUAACCAGUGGACUUUUGUUGCUGCUGGUUGGAAGACUGAAAAUUGGUGGAGCGACGACGCCGGAGUUUGCAAGCGCUGAUAAUCCAACAGCCCGACACCCAUCGAGGCUAACCCGUGGUCUGACAUUUCUAUACUUGCCAGCAGCGAGUGCGAGGAUGCUUUUGUGCCCGAGUAUCCUCAGUUUCGAUUGGUCGAUGGACGCAAUACCUCGUAUUACCGGCUUCGAUGACGUGAGAAAUUUGGAAUCUGUUUGCUUGUACUGCACACUUGCGAUAGCCGGUGCCUGGGUGGUCCGUAGAUUACGAGCCAAUCGUUCGACGGUCUAUGACAAAUUGUUUUGCGCUCCACGGGCUUCAUCGAGAUGUCCUGUUUGCACUGGACGGAGAAACGGUGGCUGCCACACCGACGGCUGCCGCGCAGCCAACAACAACAACAACAAUAAUAACAACGGCCCUGGCGAUUGUUACUGCUCGAAAAGGGCCAGUCUUGCCAAGGAGGAACUAUCGUCACGAACGAAAGCAGCUACCGCAGUAGCUACGUCAUUGGGCUUCCUUACGAUACCCUUUUUACCCGCUAGUAAUCUCUUUUUCUACGUGGGAUUCGUCAUUGCCGAGAGAAUUUUGUAUCUUCCCAGUGUCGGUGCUUGUCUCUCGGUAGGAGCUGGCAUCGCCGGGACAUACAGAAUCGCGAGAAGAACAUCUAAAUCCCGAGGUCGUGUCGUCCUUGCCAUCACAGCGUGUCUUCUGGGUCUUAUGGCCGCCAAAACACUGAGGAGAAAUCUUGACUGGUACGACGAGGAGAGUCUCUACAGAUCGGCACUCCACGUCAACCCACCGAAAGCAUACGGGAAUCUUGGAAGUGUGCUCAGCGCACAGGGCCGCGUUGCUGAAGCGGAAGAGGCAUUGGUCCAAGCUCUUCGCUAUCGACCUAACAUGGCAGAUGUCCAUUACAACCUGGGUAUUUUGCAACAAGGAAGAAGAAAUUACGAAGAAGCGAUUCUGAGUUAUCAACGAGCGAUCCACUUCCGACCUUCGUUGGCUCAGGCUUACGUGAAUCUCGGAUCUGCAUUGGUCUCAGUCGGCCGAGGAACCGAAGCCGCUGGGAUUCUACGUGCCGGGGCAUCUCUCGAUGGAUCUGCCCUUAAGGACAGAAGGGCCCACGAAGCGGCGAGAGUACAGGCUCUUCUACAACUUGGCGGCCUGUACGCGGAUCAAGGCAAAUUGCAGGGUGCACUUUCGGCUUACAAAGAAGCUCUCCAUGUUCUUCCCGAGCAUUAUCCUCCUCAAAGCGUGUACAAUCUACUGGGCGAGACUUUAUCGCGACUGCAGCAAUACGCCGAAGCCGAAAGAUGGUUUCAAGCCAGCUUGGCCAGCCAGCCUGACCACGUACCGGCCCACAUCACUUACGGAAAACUCCUCGCCCGGAACUCGAGUCGAGUCCUAGAAGCUGAGAGAUGGUUUCUGAGGGCAAGGAGACUGGCGCCGAACGAUCCGAGCGUACACCAUCAUUACGGGAUGUUCCUGACGGCUCAGGGCAGACUAUCAGAAGCAGCAGAAGAGCAGCUGAGAGCUGCAGAGCUAUCGAAGUCCGAUUACGAGCUUUCGGUGGGUGCAGCGUCGGCCCUUCGUCAAGCCGACCGUCGUGACGAGGCGGAAAUUUGGUACAGACACGCAGUGGGUCUGAGGCCAAACGAGGCCCGCAGUCACACGAAUUUGGGCGCAAUACUUCAUUUGAAUGGGAAAUAUCGUCAGGCUGCUGAGGCGUACCGAGAAGCGUUGAGAUUGCAGCCGGGCGACGCAACGACAAUGACGAAUCUCCACAAAUUGGCGGCUUUACUUGCGUGAUGACGGGCGAGGCUCGGCCUCAUCGUCCGUGAAAGCGACUGCGAUCCCUCGUUAUUAUUGGACUACGAAAAUACUUGGAAAAUGGUCAAAAAUUUUGACAAAAACGAUGGAAAUAUCAACGACGAUGAACACCCAGACGUUGACGUGAACGAUGACGAAUAUUAUGUAAAAGAGACCACAGACAAUUAUGAAGAAUAUGAUAUCCUCGAGAAAACGAGUUUCGCGGAUGAACCAUCGAUGAUUAACCGUACCCGCUCCUCCCGGUGUUCGUUUAUCCAACGCGGUUCGUAUCAUUUACGACGAGGUAGUCAUGUAACCGAGGAACGAACGAACCUCAACGGACUCGCGUCGUCUUUGUACAACCGACCACUCGUAUCGCCUGCUAUCUUACAUGUAAAGAAUAAAGCUUCCUUUAUUUUUCUCUAA
Molecule: messenger RNA, 4634 nt
Organism: Venturia canescens
Lineage: Eukaryota; Metazoa; Arthropoda; Insecta; Hymenoptera; Ichneumonidae
Gene: Tmtc2
Product: Transmembrane O-mannosyltransferase targeting cadherins 2
Exons: 10
Coding region: 1362-4208 (948 amino acids)
Biological process (GO): protein O-linked glycosylation via mannose
Cellular component (GO): endoplasmic reticulum membrane
Molecular function (GO): protein binding; mannosyltransferase activity
Source: RefSeq, a predicted model, not a curated record